AAUAAUGUACAUAUAUUAACUGCUUUGAAUAGAAUGAUUAAAACUGUAGCCCCCAACUGAUUUCAAGACUGUACUAUGCAAUCACGUAUCCGCGAAGACAGACACAUACGCUAUAGCGCCCCCAGUGGUCAGAUGUAAUCGCGUACGUCGAUAUGCUUCACUGCUUUGUUUUGAAAAAUGCCGGCGACUGGUGUUUUUGCAUGGAAUAGGUCGUUUCUUCUUCCAGUUUUUAUGAUUUUGGUAUGGCAAUUUUAAGUAUCAUUUACCGAUUUUCAUUGAUAAUAUACACAAGUCUAAGUAUAAAUUAAAUAUCAUUUUAAACUACCAACUUUAUGUGGUAAAACCUAUACCCUAGGCCUAGAUUUUCGCCAAAACGGAAGUGUUAAAUAGUAUCGAGGAAGUAGUAAACUGUGUAUUAUUUCUCUUCCGGAGUUAUACCAAAUGAAUUUAUUUAUAUUAGUUUUUAACUACUAUCCUGUCGAAGUAAUGAGGAAAGACUUGGGAAAUAAUUAGUGUUUUUUCAUAAUUCGACUUUAUAUGUGGGUAUGUCAAACCCUUAAUUUAGCACAUAGGCUAGAUUAUUAUGGCAAUUACACAGUAUGAUAUAUUUAAAUGUUAAGUUAAAGUGUGUUAUCUGAAUACCAGUUGUUUAAAUACUUGAAACAAAUUGUUUUGCAGUUUCCUGGAAACACAUAAAGAAAUAUUAAAAUCCUUGUGUAGGGUGUUUGGUGUAAAACUCCACAAAGAUGGCACAAGGAUAAAAUCCGUAGAACAUUAUCAAGAACAGCUUGGUGUUGGCAGAGAGGAUGACGACAUACAUCUUCUAUAUUUUUGCAAUCUCUGCUACAUCAAGCUGAUAGUGCAAAAAAAUGCCACAAGCAUAAGGAAUGGCCGUCACAUAAAAGAGUAGGAAGGUGCGAGAUCUGCAAGGACAUGUUGAGGAAAGAUUAGGAUUGAAAUAAACUUGGAAAACCAAGAUACACGACACACAAUGAUAAAUGAUCAAGUAAUUUCAGUGAUAUACAGUAUUUGCAAUGAGAAUCAUUAAAAAUCACAUGACAAUACUCAAUAUAGAAAUCACAAAGUGAUAUUCUCAUCAUCAUUUUGUAUUAUUCUGUCUUUUACUACAGACUGUAAAGUAUCUUAAAUUCCCACAAGUCAGGGUUCCCUCGAAUGAAGCUUCAAAGAAGACAAAAAAGAACAAAUCAGGUCACUUUUUUAUAUUAAUUGUUUUUAGUAGCUUAUGCUAAAUUAUUAGUUGAAACAAAAUGCCGGUACUAGCGCAGGCACCAGCUUAUAAAGUAUUGUUAUCUUACAGAUUAAGCAAUUUAGAACAAUGAUCAGUGGCCCAAGUAAUGAUGCUGUUGCUAAUGAUGCUGUUGCUGAGCAACAGCGUCACAAGCUCCAGAACCUUCAGGACAAUUUAAAGUCCAUAUUAAGAACGCCACUGAAAAUGCCAUAUGGGGAUAUCUUGUCGAAAAACCAUCUGGGAUUAGGUGGAUCCAAGACAAGGUUAUUAAAGAGGUACAGAAAAUGGAAGGUUGGAACAGGAUUUCAUGGUGAACAAGGGGGAGAGUAUGCAUGUGAGAAUAUCAUUCAACUGGUUUACAGGGGAAAGACAACAGAUAGGUUGGAAUUACUAUUUGCGGUAAUGAAAAACCACUGGGUGUCUUGUUGUCCAUCAACCCUGAAAGCCAGGCCAACCUGCAAGAAAAGUGAAGAAUGAAAAAGCUGUUGUGAUGGGCAUCUUGUACCUUCAAUCCUGGAAUAUAAUGUUUGUGCCUCCAACCAUGUCUCGAUAAAAUGCUUCCAGCAACAAUUUUUAGCUGUAUGUACAUCACAAUAUAGUAUAUAUUGUAAAAGAAGUAAAAUUAAUCUUUGUAUUGUAUUCUGCCAUUUACUAUUUGGCAAUCUUUCAAGUCAUCAUUAUUUUGAUUUUUUUAUGGAAAAAUGAUUGGGUUCUUUUUUAAAUAUAAAAAAUAGUAUUUUUUUUUCAUGAGUGCCAGGGCAUAUAAAAAUAGAAAUUAUUAUGAGCCUAUUUACUGCUGUACUUUUGAAAAUUGAUGGAGAAAAUAAAAAUGUUCUUUAUAAUUUAAAAUAAAUACUGCUCUGUGUGUGUGUUUUUCUUUUUUUCUAUUUAAUGUAAUAAUUUAACAUGCAGUCAUUAUCAACACCAAAAAUCUAUGAAUUAAAGGUUAAAGAAUGCAUUUGAUUUAAUGUACUAUAGUACAGUCUAUGUGUCUAUGUUGUACUACAAUAUUAAUAUUAAACACCCUAUUUCCUACAAUGGUACAACCCAAAUUGGUGAUCAUUGCGUACAAGCGGUCAUAUUCCAUUCCCUAAUGUAGGGUACAGAAAUAUUCAUACAUUUUUUCGUAAAACUGCAUUUAAAACUUAAAUAUAACUUCACAAUUUCAAAUACAACAAAAAUACCGAAUGAAAGUGAAAAUUAAACUUACCAUCGAUGUGUUUAGCCGAGAGAUCCAUCUUCCCAUCACUUCCUGCACAUGUGUGCACUGGCCGUUAAUUAUCAAAGUCCAGGCAUAUUUCCAAAAAAACGCCAAUAACACAAUUGUUACUGUGAAGACCAUGUUUCCGCUAGUGUAGAUUCU
This is a messenger RNA of Anneissia japonica, 2612 nucleotides long. RefSeq lists its product as uncharacterized. The transcript has 2 exons. Bases 1337 to 1726 code for a protein of 129 amino acids. Lineage: Eukaryota; Metazoa; Echinodermata; Crinoidea; Comatulida; Comatulidae. The record is from RefSeq and is a predicted model, not a curated record.